This is a messenger RNA of Tribolium castaneum (red flour beetle), 1991 nucleotides long. RefSeq names its product Vacuolar protein sorting 4 (gene Vps4). Gene Ontology annotation, molecular function: ATP binding; ATP hydrolysis activity. The coding region runs from base 246 to 1562 and encodes 438 amino acids. Gene Ontology annotation, biological process: endosomal transport; vacuole organization. The record is from RefSeq and is a predicted model, not a curated record. Lineage: Eukaryota; Metazoa; Arthropoda; Insecta; Coleoptera; Tenebrionidae. The transcript has 5 exons.
GCGUAUGUGGGUCUGUGUCACUUGUCAAAAGUCACCAUCAAAAAUAAUUCCUUGAGCGAACGUAAUGUCUGUUAAUUAUAUGCUUUGUGGAUGAUCAAGUUAAUUAAUUUGAGUGUUUAGUUCCCACUAUGAAAUUUUGAUACACAUUGUGUUGUUUUAUCAAGACAAACUAAUUGAAUUCACGUUUGACGAUAGUCCUUGUAACCUGAAUCAUCACAGGUAAAUUAAAACUAAAAUACUGAGAAAUGGCAACUGGAACAACGUUACAAAAAGCCAUAGAAUUAGUGACAAAAGCCACCGAGGAAGAUCGCAAUAAGAAUUAUGAGGAAGCACUUAGGUUAUACGAACACGGAGUAGAGUAUUUCCUUCAUGCCAUCAAAUAUGAGGCACAAGGCGAAAAGGCGAAAGAAAGCAUCCGAGCCAAAUGCUGUCAAUACCUGGAAAGGGCCGAAAAAAUUAAAGAAUCCCUCAAGAAGGGCAAGAAGAAACCUAUCAAAGAUGGAGAAUCCGAUUCCAAGGAUGACAAAAAAAGUGACAGUGAUAGUGAUGGCGAUGACCCUGAGAAGAAAAAACUGCAAAACAAGCUUGAAGGGGCUAUUGUUGUGGAAAAGCCCCACGUGAAAUGGUCGGACGUUGCGGGGCUCGAUGCCGCCAAAGAAGCCCUAAAGGAGGCGGUCAUUCUCCCCAUUCGGUUCCCCCAUCUUUUCAGCGGGAAACGAGUCCCUUGGAAGGGAAUUCUCCUGUUUGGUCCCCCAGGUACGGGUAAAUCAUACCUAGCCAAGGCUGUGGCAACUGAAGCAAACAACUCCACCUUUUUCUCCGUGUCAUCGUCCGAUUUAGUUUCAAAAUGGUUAGGAGAAUCUGAAAAGCUCGUCCGAAAUUUAUUCGAGUUGGCGCGUCAGCACAAACCCAGCAUUAUUUUCAUUGACGAAAUCGAUUCUCUCUGUUCAUCCAGAUCUGAUAACGAAUCGGAAUCCGCCCGCAGAAUUAAAACCGAGUUUCUUGUGCAAAUGCAAGGUGUUGGUCACGACACUGAGGGAAUUCUCGUUUUGGGAGCUACAAAUAUCCCGUGGGUGCUCGAUGCUGCUAUUAGAAGACGGUUUGAGAAACGUAUUUAUAUUCCAUUGCCGGAGGAGCCGGCAAGAGCCACCAUGUUUAAACUGCAUUUAGGAAACACUCACACCACGUUAACAGAAGAGGACAUUAAGGAGUUGGGUAGAAGAACGGAUGGCUAUUCGGGGGCUGAUAUUAGUAUAGUUGUGCGAGAUGCUUUAAUGCAACCGGUCCGUAAGGUCCAAACUGCCACACAUUUUAAGAAAAUUAGAGGUCCGAGUCCUAAAGACCCCAAUGUUAUAAUUGAUGAUCUUUUGACACCUUGUUCGCCGGGCGAUGCGGGAGCCAUUGAAAUGACUUGGAUGGAAGUUGAAGGGGACAAACUUGCUGAACCACCUGUCACUAUGAACGACAUGCUGAGGUCUUUAGCCACAUCGAAGCCGACAGUGAACGAUGAAGACUUGACCAAAUUGGAAAAGUUCAAAGAAGAUUUCGGCCAGGAAGGCUAAAUUGUGAGAUUACUGUGAACGCUGAUUGAACUGUUUAGGAAACAUGAAUGUUUAUCUUAAAAAAUUUCCUCAUGUUUCGAUUGUACCCAAUAUUUGCUUUUAGUCGGUUUUUUCAAUAUAAUUUUUAAACAUGUAUUUUAUUUUUUAUUGUAAGUAUAAGAUUGCCUUAUUUCUUUAAAUAAAUUAUAUUUGUAACUAUAAACGUUAAUAAAAUGUGGAUACAUAUGCCUAAUACAAAUUGUCUUUUUGUUAACAGUGCACUGAAUCAAGUUGUAAAUAUUUGAAUGUAAUUAGCUCACUAUUUGCAAAUUAAUUAGCAUAUUUUCAGAUUUCAUGUUGGUUGUACCACUAGGAGCAAACUAUUAAAUUUCUUAUUUUUAUAUUGUAUUUUUAUUAUUUUAGUUUAAAUAAAGACAAUGUUUCACUUCA